AUAGGAGGUAAGCAGAGUCUCUUUUUGUAGAAAUCAAUAUUCAUGCAUUGUUUUUCCUUUCUUCUUUGUUUACUCUACUUAGGAAUAACCUCACCAGAAAGAAAGAGAAGACAAAGAAACAAAAGUUUCCGAGGCUGUUAAUGACUAGGUGGUACUGAACUGUUGUACUGGUUUCUGCUACGGGUAUGUGUCCAAGGGUCAGGUUCAUCUUCUUCUUUUUUUGGCAUAACGGCACCUUGAUAUCUGCAACCACUUCUCUUUUAGUCCUACCCAUGAAUCUUACAUCAGUUGUUGAAGCCUUGAUUUUCUCAUGUUUUGUGUUCCUUUUUGAUGAAUCCUCAGUAUUCUUCUGAACACACACACACACACACACACACACACAUAUACAUAUAUAUAUCAUGAUUUCACUGCACUUGAGAGUCCUAGGGGCGGGAGCCAGAAAUAUGAGUUAGUUCGUCAAAAUUUAAUUUAAAAUUGUUGAUAACAUAUAUUUUGAUUCAGCCGUUGGGAAAUUAUUUUCUAAUAACCAUGAAAAUUUAACCUACAAAAACCCCUGACGAAACAUAAUAUUUUGGAAAUUGUUAAUGAUAAUAUUCAUGUGUUAUCAAAGAUGCCCUUUUCAUUGUGCACAUAACAAUAUAUCAUUUAUCCAUUAAUCAUCUUUCAAUUGCGGCAUGAAUUCUUAACAAUUUGCACAAUUUUUUUUCCUUCCAUUUGGAUGGAAUAUUUGGGGCAAUCUCAUGACGUGUAGAAUUUUAAGGACAAUAUUACAAUUUCAAUGGGGUCAAAUUUACAAAUUAAUCGCAGACCUGUGACAAUGAUACAAUUUUUAGAAAGUUGAGGGGGGUCAAGUAACCCCACUUGACUCUGCUUCCCUCCACCCAAGUUGAGACUAUACCAAGUUCAAAAUGGGUAAUUGCAUAUAGAAAAUAUAACGUGUUCUGUGAACUUUCACCACAUACAACAUUAUCUAACACCCCCUCCUCCCUACAGGGAUAUGCCCACACUAAUUUCUAGAAUAUUGGUUCUCAGGGUUCAUGACUAUUUUAUUCAACCACAUUAUUUUCCAGUAGUUGCCUGUCUGAUUGAAGUAAUGCUGACAUUAUAUCUUGAUUACUAUUUGCAAGUUUAUUUCUGGUUCUUUGAUUACUUGAAGGUUUGCUUUCAUAGGUUGAUGUUGAAAUUCAAAUGUGUGCCUUUGCAUAGACUCGUGAAUAUUUGGCAGAAAUAGUCUGUACCAAUAGUUUCCAAUAGAGCCUCUAUUGGAAUGUAAAAACACUUCCAAGUUGACCUUUAGCACAUGAUUUUUCUGCAAUUCCCUUGUUCGUCACUGCCUUUUUCGUCCAAAGACAUGGAUUGCAGUCACUGUUGCUUUGUUUGCCACUGCCUUUUUCGGCCAAAACGUCGCUUUGGCCAGUCCCAAAUUAUGGUUUUACCCUGCUUAUGUGGUUUUGCACCUGUGUUUUCCUGCAGUUGCAGAUUUACGAGACCAUUUGGAACAGCCAAUUACCACAGGAGUAUGUCAUGAAGUUCCAGCAGGCUCAAGAGGAUAAGGGAGUGGAAUGGGCAAAAGGGGAGAAUGGGGCAGUUUGGGCAAAAGAUCUGGAGAUACAACAAAGGGCAACCUGGGCAAAAAAUCAGGUGCUACAAAAAUAUUCGUAUGCGAUCUACCAGAAGAUAUGGAUGAAUCAUGGUUAAAGCAGAUCUUCUCUGGUGCUGGGAAAAUUAUGGACGUCUACAUUCCAAGGAAGAGGUCAUUUUGGCUACACCAAAGAUUUGGAUUCGUAAGGUAUGGAAACAAAGAGGAGGGUUUGAAGGCAAUAAAGAUGUGGAAUACUGCUCAAAUCCAAGGUCAUAGAUUGCUGGUAAGAGUGACAAGAUUCAACAAUACCAGAUGGAACAAACAAGGUCAGAAUGCUGGGGUAAGGAAAGUGUAUAGAGUAGUGAAGAACAAAAACCCCAGAGCUGAAGAACCCAAUCGCAUCCCAAAUUCUCAUAAUGCAACUGUGAUGAAGAACCAAAGCAACAGAUUUGCUGCUAAAACAGGGAAAGAAGCUCAGCCAUGUAUCAACGUUUCAGAAUUGGGGAAUGAAUGGUUGUCCAGAAGUGCUAUUGCAAAGCUAUCCCCCUUUAGGUCAAUGGUAUACAUGCAAGAUCAUCUCAGAAAUCUUGGAUACUCAGACAUUAAGGUAUGUCCAAUGGAUAGUGAUAGAGUUGUCCUUACCUUUCCCAACGUUGAAGACAGAUUCUAUUUUCAAUGGGGGAAAGAUGGGAUGUCUCAAAGAAUGUUUUUUGGAAAUUCAUAAGUGGAAUGAUACCAUUUCUACCCAGGGAUCCAGAUUAGUUUGGUUGAACUGCUAUGGUAUCCCACUCCAUGUUUGGAAUGCAAUCACCUUUAAAAAAAUUGGCCAAAUUUGGGGAGAAAUCAUUUCUAUUAGUGAAGAUUCAUUUAAUGUAUUUCAUUCUCUGUUGGUAAAGUACUCAUCUCCACAACUACCAUGGAAACAAUCAAUCAGGUGAUUACUCUUGUUAACAAGGACAGGAGAUACAAUGUUAGAGUAUCUGAGGAAUAAUAUGUGAUCAACACCUUUUUAAGAUCUGAAUGCAGGUGUAAGGGUUGUUCAUUAGCAGAGGAUAAAC
This is a messenger RNA of Rhododendron vialii, 2640 nucleotides long. RefSeq lists its product as uncharacterized. The record is from RefSeq and is a predicted model, not a curated record. Gene Ontology annotation, cellular component: cytosol. Lineage: Eukaryota; Viridiplantae; Streptophyta; Magnoliopsida; Ericales; Ericaceae. Bases 1563 to 2306 code for a protein of 247 amino acids. Gene Ontology annotation, molecular function: mRNA binding. The transcript is spliced from 2 exons.